GCUCUCCACCCACCCACACCCCUCCCUCCCUUCCUUCCCCGCACACAAAAGCACGGCAAUUAGCUAUCUUAAGGGAGCUGGGGCUUAGCCAGUUGUGAGCUGCAAAUAAUCAAAUACCUCUGAGGCAAAGCAAGCAGCGGUGGGCCCGGCCCGUGUUAAGAGAAUACAAAUAACUGCCAUCCAUUUCCAAAGCAAAAGGCCAGCUCCUGCACUGAAGGCCAGGACUGAUGCAGCUCCUUGUUCCGCAGCCUGGCCCAGCGGUAUUUUUAUUCCAAUCCUGGACGUCCUAAGGAGCCCCCUGCUACCGAAGGAGGAAUGCUCAGCUGGAAUACAGGAGAGAGCUUCUUUGUUCUUCAGUAGCAAGAAGAGACCCUCAGAGGACCGAGCCCCUUGGCAGGUGAAACCCAGUGCGGCCGGAAUCUCCCCCCGAGCGCGAUGGGCACCACCGAAGCCACGCUGCGGAUGGAGAAUGUGGAGGUGAAGGAGGAGUGGCAAGACGAGGACUUCCCCAGACCCCUCCCAGAAGAGACGGGAAUGGACUCCCUGGGCAGCCCCGCAAAUGAGAACACAUCCUCUCCCCCUAACACUUUGAACUUUAACGGGGCUCAUCGGAAGCGCAAGACGCUCAUAGCCCCUGAAAUCAACAUUUCCCUGGACCAAAGUGAGGGUUCCAUCCUGUCCGAUGACUUCCUGGACACGCCCGACGACCUGGACAUCAACGUGGAUGACAUCGAAACCCCGGAUGAGACGGACUCCCUGGAGUUCCUGGGCAAUGGGAAUGAACUGGAAUGGGAAGAUGACACACCUGUGGCCACAGCCAAGAACAUGCCCGGGAACAGCGCAGACCUCUUUGGGGAUGGGGUGGUGGAAGACGGCAGCGCUACCAAUGGGAGACUAUGGAGGACGGUUAUCAUUGGGGAGCAGGAACACCGCAUUGAUCUGCAGAUGAUCAAACCCUACAUGAAAGUGGUGACACAUGGAGGGUACUACGGAGAAGGGCUCAAUGCUAUCAUUGUCUUUGCUGCCUGCUAUCUCCCAGACAGCAAUCUAGCUGAUUACCAUUACAUCAUGGAGAACCUCUUCUUGUACGUGAUCAGUAGCUUGGAGCUGCUGGUGGCCGAGGACUACAUGAUCGUGUACCUGAAUGGAGCCACACCACGUCGGAGGAUGCCGGGCCUGGGCUGGUUGAAGAAAUGCUACCAGAUGAUAGACAGAAGGCUACGGAAAAACCUGAAAGCUUUGAUCAUCGUGCAUCCUUCGUGGUUCAUCCGGACCGUGCUGGCGAUAUCCAGGCCCUUCAUCAGUGUGAAGUUUAUCAAUAAGAUCCAGUAUGUUCACAGUCUGGAAGAACUGGAGCAGACUAUCCCCAUGGAGCACGUCCAGAUUCCUGACUGCCUCCUACAGUACGAAGAAGAGAGAACCAAAGCCAGGAAAGAAAGGGCAGAGGAGAAACAAGACAUGACAGAGAAAGAAAGCUGGCCUCCCUCUGCUCUGGCGCUGGGUCAGGAGCUGCAGCCCCUGACACAGAUCCUGCCUGCCCACGAGAUGCAGGCCUGUGCUGCCGAGGGAGGAUCAGGAAACCAGCAUGUCAUGAAUAGAAAUAACGAGGAAUGAAUGGAACCGGAGAAUGAUGCCGCCCGGCAGCCACCCACUGUAAAUGCCCUUCCUGGUACAAGAUCUAGUCAUCGUCUCAUUCCAACUCCUGUAAGAUCAAGGAACCUGCCUCCCCCCUCUCAGAGAUGCAAAGUCCUUUAAAGCUUCUGGAAACAUUUUAUUUAAGGAAAGAAUAAUCCAAUAAUAGCACUUUCUAGGGCUCCUGUUUCUACGAUGGCUUGUGGCAAGAGAUAAAUAGUGCAAACGUAUACACUAUUUCCUCUUAGCACGUAAUCAUCACUCCAUAGUCCAUCACAGCCACCAGCCCAAAAGAAGAGCUCUAUUUUUUUUAAUGUAUAAACCGCUUCUCCAACUUGCUGCUGGCCAGCACUGUGCUCUUUUGCUUUCAAUUGCACAUCAUGUUUCCUCCACAUAGCGAUUCCGAUGGCCCUACGUUAACUGACGCAGGAACUGGGAAGAGCGAGUUUUCCUCCCUUACAGAGACGGUGUAUGUUUCUUCCAGUAGACAUUGAGUGUCCACCAAGCCUUUGGCCAACACAUUUCCCCCAUCUCUGGCUCCCGCACCUCCUACAUCCUUGCUGGUUCAGCUUGCUAGCUAGCUCAUGGUGAAACUUAUCUAUGAGUGAGUGCGAUGAUGUUUAAUUUGUUCUGUCCCUCUUCAUAAGGCUCUCACAGAUAAAAGACUAUACUCUGAAAGAAGGAUCCUCUAUCUCGGAUGCCACCUUAGCCAGAAUCCUUCUCUAAGCAUUUUCUCACAGUAUGGCGCAAAGGAAGACCUAUUCUUAUGAAGGAACCUUAUGGACUGGGAAGUUUUUCACACCUCUUCUUUAUAUAGAUGAUGACACUGGACAAUCAUCCACUCUUUAUACCUCCUAUGGCAAAAACAAGCCACUAAAUGUUCCUCCAUUCUCUUCCUGGGUGGUGAGAGUCUUGUCUGAGCGAAGGGCGGAUUGCAGUGUGACCAGCACAAACCCAGGUUGGGAAUCUUGCAAAUAUGAAGACGGGGAAUUGUAUGGACCUGCAGGUGCUCAGCUCUGAAGCGAUGCAGACAUGGCAUCAGGACUUUAACACGUGGCUUGGGGGCUCGUGAGGAUUUUUCAGCAGAGGAGAGAAGCAUUUGAACAAGCAGAAAUCGGGCAACGUGAUUUGUAAACCCCUGGCUUAGCCCAGGGUCAGCCUAUGCAAACAAUCUUACACAUGCACAAGGUAAACCCCCUGAUGGCUGAGUUCUGCAGCUGAAGAAUUAUCUGAGAAUCUCAGUGGUCAAGAGACAUUUUAUAACUGGUGUCCCUGGUGGAUCUUGGGUACAGAGCCCCAACCGUCCGGCGGUUCGUUACCAUUUGAAAUUAAUACCACUUCCCUCUGCUGUAAAACCCCACAGGAGGGCAAUACUGGCAAAGCAAGAUUUUCUGAACAGAGGAAUCGGCUUUCUGUAAAAUGCAGAGCGUUGCUUUUUAUUCUUUCCGAUCAUUAACCAUGGCGGAGGAGCAGAGAGUAUGCUAGCUCACCCUAUACUUGCCAAUGUUCUUAUCUUCUCAUGUUCUGCAUGUUUCUCCUAUAUUGUGGGCAGAAGGUUUUCAGUGGGAUGCAUGACUCUUCAAUCAUGGAUUUAUUUACUGAACAGACAUAUGCAUGGAAGGAGAGGAGAACUGCAGUGAUAUCCUGAACCACAGAAGCAGAACUAGAUGUUUUCUCUUGCAGGCAUGUUAAAAAGAAGUAACAGUUCAUUUGCCAAGCAUUCGUGAAGCCACCUGGCUUCCUGGAAAUUUCACUCUUGGCCAAUUGCUGGCUGUAGAGGUAGGAUUUCUGUGCUACACGCAAAAGAAAGCAGCACUUCAAUUUUUUUGGCGUUUGAGUUUUACACUAAAUAAGACAAAAAAAGAACAUUUUGCACUAAACAUUCCAAAAACUCGGCAGUCACUCAGUUUCAAGGCAAGAAGCAGUAGUCAGAAUGUGUGAGGGUUAAUCUGGUCCACAAACAGACUGAUCCAAAUCCCAUUGGAGUGCAUAGAAAAACUCCCCCGACAUCAAAGAACUUUGGAACACACUCAGAAUAAAUCGUUACAGCUCUUAUUGUAGCACAGAACAUGUGAAUUCCCCAUUGCCAUCAGAAAUUCACGGGCCUAGACUUUCGCUUUCAUUCUGAGAACACUUUCCUGCAUUUCAAUGGAAGUCAAGAAUGCAAUAAACUUAUGAUAUUGAAAGGUGGAAGGGAGUUGUAAAGUCAUAUCAUGGGCAGUUUGGUAGAACAUUAAAGAGAUGUUUGAAAUCCAACCCCAGAAACCUCUAUCACGGCUACCCCUGAUACUUGAUACCACAUCUGUAGUAACUCAACACUUCAGCAAAAAUGUUCACAACAUCCCAGUCAGUGGACUAACACUGUUCUGGCACACAUGCUGCUGGGGUAAAAAAAAAAAAAAUCUUGGGACCUUGAGAACUAAAACGUUGAUUGUGAAUAGUAACCACAAUAGGUGAACUUUUUUAAACACCAUCAUUUGCAGCGUUAGCAGAGAAACCACAGAAAGGAUGGACCUGGAGAUUGAAGUAUUAGUAGGUAGGUCCUUCACAAUUGGGGUUGAGGUUUCAGGAUAUUAAAAUGUACAUCAUCUAUUUCAUUUGCACAUACAGGGAAGGUAAUUCAUUGAAAUGGAGAACGUCAACUUGAAUUUCGUAAAAUGAGCUAAUUUUUUUAAAAAUUACACUUUCUGGUAGAGCACUCUUUAAACAGGAUAUCCUAAAUUUUUUUUUAAAUGUGUUGAGAGAUUUGCUGCUUCCCAGCUGUUGUCUUUAUAAGGAUCUUUUCAAUAUGAAAAAAACUGACUAUACAGGCGAAAAAGUGAAACAGAUGAUACACACAGUCCUGUCAAAUGCACAAAGUAAAUUUUAAAAAGAGACAAAAAAGUAUCAAUCACUUCUUUCAGUUGUGGGGAUUUUAGGUAUUACUUGUAACCAUAGUAGCUACAAAAGUUUGAGAUGGAAAUGUGCCGUUCAGGUGGGCGGUAUCCCUUUAACAAGAUAUGCAGCCACAUAUCUAAGACUGGUAUUGACUGCCUUGUGCGAUUUUAAAAUGUUUUUAUACAUGAAUAUAAUAGAAGAUCCCUAGACUGUAAAAAUACUCAAUGCAAAAUGGCUGCACUCAUUUUAAAAAGAGCUGGAUUCUCUCAAUGAAGACAAUAGAAAGACUCAGUGAAUUUCAAAGAGGGUUGAAUUUGGCCUGCCAAAAGAGAGAAUCAGAAUGGUGGACAAAGUUUCAGAGAGCGCAGGGAUCUGGUAUAAUCGCAUAGGCCUGGAGUCCUCAACCAGUUGUUUAAAAAGUACAACAAAAUACGCUUUAUGACAGUAAUAACACUUCACGAAGUGCCGUCAUACUGGACAGCUGUACUCGUUAGGUAGUUGAAGGCAUUUAACAUACCUGGGCCUCACCGCAGAACUAAGAUGUGCAGGGAUCUGCUAGAAAUGCACAAAUUGUCACACAGUACCACAUAAUGCCAUGUCAGAAAGCUGGUGACAUCAGUCAAGGUCCACUGUCGAGGUUAAUGAUGUCAUUAGAAGCCUUUGGUGGGUUUAUUUCCACGCAUCUCACUGAAGCUCCACUAUUACUCUAUGCUGGAGAAAUACAUCCAUGUUAAUAACAAUAUUACUUUCCAAGGCAAAAUGGGUCUGCCGUUCAAAAAGGUUACGCCUGGAUGUGAUGCUGCUAUACAGAAUACCAACUGGAAAGAGUAUUGGAGGUAGGGCACGAGAUUUCCUUGCCAUUAAAGAGGCCUGACAGUGAUGACGUUAAUACCUUGUCUAUACUAGAAAGAGUUUAAUGGGAUAGCUAAGUUGGUAUCGUUUUACUAGCAAAAAACUCUAGUGUUGCUGCAGGUUUUAAUCAGUUCCCCAACCAAAAAUCAGCAAGACCAGCAGAAGCAGCAAUUGGCGGUAUAACUGGAUCUUCUUUAGGGCUUUUGCUGGUAUAAAAAUGUAAAAAUAUCACAAUUACUAUAACAGAAAAGUUUCUAGUGUAGACCUGGUCUAAUGUAGACCUGGUCUUAUUCCUGCCUUAUUCCUCUGAAGAGUAGUUAUUUGGGCUUAUGAAUGCUCUGUAUGAUAUCAAAUAACAGGUGUUAUCAAACAUUUUCCUGGGUGAGGCAACUCCUGGACUCCACCACUUAUGUGAUUUAGUUCAAAUAUUGAGUCCAUCCAGAGCAACAUUCUUGAUAGAGGAAAAGUUUAUCUUACAUCUGUGACACCAGCUCCAACAAUAACAACAAGGUAUUCCACUCACACCUACUAGUGGUUGAAUUCUACCAUCCAGGUCAUAGAAAACCAGGAACUAAAAAAAAUCAGAUUCUGGUCUUUAUAUCGAGAUAGUUAAAGGGCAGAGUUUAAAACAUCCUAAUUCAAUUUUGAAUAUAUUCAUGCAUACUCCCUAAAGGCCUGUUCCAAAGUCCAUUAAAGUCAAUGGGAAUGUUCCCUUUGACUUCAGUAAACUUUGGACGUGGGCCAUAGUGAAGGAAACUUUUUUGUAUGUUUGUCUAAGAGCUUCAGUGAUUUCUCUCCAAUCUCCUUGUUGUUCCGCUAUAUUUUACUGACAACCCAACGAAAUCAGUAGAAUGAGCUAGACAGGAUCAAUCCUUCUGAACUGCAGAUAUUUUUUCCAGGGUUAAGCAGCAGUCAACAGGGGUAUGCCAUCAAACUACUGUGUGCUGGCAUUGUUAGAAUGUGUCCAAAUUCAGGACUGUCCAAUAGUUUUUGUUUUGGUCCCACAAGACACAGGAAACGAAAUGGACAGAGUCUGUGAUCUAAUCAGUCCUGUGUAAAUCCGAGUGUCCGUUUAGAGCAUACCUCAUGGCAAUUUUUUCCAUCUACUUUUUCCAAAGACUCUUUGCUUACCGAUGUGUCUACAUGUUGGUAGAGAAAAACAAUAUUCCUAAGUGUUAAACGUUCUUAAAAGCAGCACUCCUCUAUUUCACCUUCCUGGCUAGGAAAAAAGAAAAGUUAAUACAAGAAUGGUUGCUUUAAGUUAAUAUUGACUUGAUAGCGGGAGAAAUAUACAGGCAAGAUUGCUUUAAAAAUGCAGACACCUUUUCUUUUGUAUUUCCAUACUUACUGGCAAUCAAAAAUAGAGCAUGCUACUGUUAAAGUGAAUUUUGGAGCCACCAUAUGAGGGGGAUUAUAAUCAAUCUCAGUUUUCUUCUUUUGCAGUGGGCCCUCCAAAACAUACCUACAUGUAAUAAUGUGUGAACUGUCAUUUUUCUAAAGUGUUUGUAUUUAGGUGGUUUAUGCUAGAAGACCUAGAUGAUUGUUAACUAUGUAUUAUUAUUAUUUUUUGCUUUGUAUUAUGCCAUACAAAUCUGUGGAUAUUUAAUUAAAAUCAGAAUGACCCUUAAAGGAAAA
Messenger RNA from Chrysemys picta bellii (western painted turtle), 6996 nucleotides. The record is from RefSeq and is a predicted model, not a curated record. NCBI's taxonomy places the organism in Eukaryota, Metazoa, Chordata, Testudines, Emydidae.